AUGACGAGCAAGAUCUGGAGAGGGGCAUUAGGGGCAGUAAAGGAUCAAACAAGCAUCGGUUUAGCCAAGGUCGGAAGCACCACCGCCCUCGCCGACCUCGACAUCGCCAUUGUUAAGGCCACCAAGCACAACGAGACUCCCGGCGACGAGAAACACGUCAGAGAGAUCCUUAGCUUGACAUGUUACUCUCGCUCCCAUGUCAGCGCCUGCGUCUCCGCCAUCUCCCGCCGUCUCAGCCGCACUCGAAGCUGGACCGUCGCCUUGAAGUCCCUGGUCCUCAUCGAACGGCUCCUCCAAGAGGGUGAUCCCGCUUAUGAGCAGGAGAUCUUCUUCGCCACACGGCGGGGCACUCGGCUUCUCAACAUGUCGGAUUUUCGGGACAGCUCGACGGCUAACUCGUGGGACUUCUCGGCGUUCGUGAGGAUGUAUGCGUUGUACUUGGACGAGAGGUUGGAGUAUAAGAUGCAGAAUAAGAGAGGAAGAAGAAGCUCGUUCGGAGACGGAGAUGGAGACGGAGACAGAGAGAGAGACAGAGACAAAGACAGAGAGAAGAACAGAUCAGAAAGCUUGGGUAGGUCUACGCCAUUGCAUGACUUGAGGACAGAGGCAUUGUUCCCUAAGAUGCAACAUUUACAGAUAUUGCUUGAGAGGUUCUUGGCUUGUCGUCCCUCAGGAGAAGCAAAGAACCAUCGAAUUGUGAUGGUGGCUCUCUACCCUAUAUUGAAGGAGAGUUUCCAAAUAUAUUUUGAAAUGACAGACAUUCUGGGGAUCUUGGUUGACCGUUUUGAGGAUAUGGAGGUUCAAGAUUGCAUCAAGGUUUAUGACAUUUUCUGUCGUGUUGGAAAGCAGUACGAUGAACUAGACCUCUUCUACACAUGGAACAAGAGUAUGGGGAUUGCACGUUCUUCUGAGUUCCCAGACAUCGAAAGGAUCACCUCCAAGAAACUCGAGGUCAUGGAUGAUGUCAUUAGAGAGAGAACCGCCAUGGAACACUCAAAAGGAAAUGCAAAACCCCAGGAAGAGAAUAUUGCAGAACCAGAAAAACCAGAGCCACAAGAGGAUAUGGAUGCAAUCAAGGCACUACCACCACCAGAGACAAAAGAGGAACCAGCAGAAGAGCCCAAAAUUGAGGAACCAAAAGUUGCACAAGCAGAAGGUGACUUGUUGCACUUAGGAGAUGAUGAUAUGGUAACAAGAGAACAACAUGAGGAUAAACUAGCCUUGGCUCUGUUCGAUGGCGCAGGACCGACGACUUCCGAGUCAUCUAGUGCCACACUAGCUCUUCCAUGGCAUGCUUUUGGAGAUGGUUCAGAUUGGGAAACGACAUUGGUGGAAUCAGCUAGCAAAUUGUCAAACCAGAAGCCAACAUUAGGAGGUGGAUUUGAUGCGUUAUUGUUGGAUGGGAUGUAUAACCAAGCAGCUACAAAUUCAGCCAUUCAAGGGUAUAGCUAUGGUGCCGGAAGUGCAAGCAGUGUGGCUCAAGGUUCGACCGGAAGGUCCCCGAUGCUUGCCCUGCCAGCACCACCGGCUUCUUCAGGAUGGGUUAAUAAUGCAGACCCAUUUGCAGCUUCAAUGGCAGUGGCACCUCCGGCUUACGUUCAAAUGUCGGAGAUCGAGAAAAAGCAGAGAUUGAUGGCGGGGGAACAAUUAUUGUGGCAGCAAUAUGCAAGAAAUGGCAUGCAGGGCCAUGCUGGGAUGGCAAGGAUGCAACCUAGCAAUUACAUGGGAGGGUAUCCAACAAACUUUGGGAGCUAUUAUCACUAA
Neltuma alba is the source of this 1764-nucleotide messenger RNA. Its product is annotated as putative clathrin assembly protein At4g02650. Gene Ontology annotation, biological process: vesicle budding from membrane; clathrin-dependent endocytosis; clathrin coat assembly. NCBI's taxonomy places the organism in Eukaryota, Viridiplantae, Streptophyta, Magnoliopsida, Fabales, Fabaceae. Gene Ontology annotation, cellular component: clathrin-coated vesicle; clathrin-coated pit. Gene Ontology annotation, molecular function: clathrin heavy chain binding; SNARE binding; phosphatidylinositol-4,5-bisphosphate binding. The transcript has 3 exons. Bases 1 to 1764 code for a protein of 587 amino acids. The record is from RefSeq and is a predicted model, not a curated record.